AUGCCUCCUGCAGUUACUGCUGCCGAAUUGGAAAUACUAAAAGAACUGAUAACAGUACUUCGUCCUUUGGAAGGCGCUACGAAAGAUUUGUGUAGCCAAAAAUAUGUCACAGCAAGUAUGGUGAUACCACUAAUAAAUGGAUUGCAGAGAGACUUUGAGAAUCUGGUUCUUGAACACGAAGUAGCUUUAGUUUUAAAAGACAAUCUUUUAAAAGAAAUUUCUCGCAGAUUUGGACUCAUGGAAUCCUGCCACUUUUUUGCAAUAGCGACAAUUUUGGAUCCGAGGUUCAAAAAAGUGGUGUUCAAGCAACCGACAGAUUGUGCACGUGCACUCGGCCAGAUCAACAGAUUAUUUCAGGAAAAGAAUAACAAUUCUGCAGAACAAGAACCGGAUACUGACGGAGAUACGAAUAAUGAGCCAGAGGAAAGUAAAGAAAAAUCUUCACUUCGGAAAUUUCAUUCGGAUUGCGUGCAAAAUGCCAAGCGAGCAAGAAGGGACAUUCCAGAUAAUGUAUAUCCUGAUGAACUAAUGCUUUAUCUUCGGUCUGAAAUUGCCAACUACGAAACUGAACCUAUACAAUUUUGGGUGGAAAUGAAACAUAUUUACCCUACACUGUCUCAGAUUGCGUUAAAAUAUCUGACAGUAGUUGCCACAUCCGUACCUUCAGAAAGGUUAUUUUCGAAAACUGGCAUUUUGAUGAACGAUAAAAGAAACCGACUUGAAGGAAGUAAACUUCACAAGCAACUUUUUUUGGGAGCAGUCGACGAAGCUCUUUGGAUGAUUAAAGCGGUUAAUGACACUAAUAAAAUUCGUCAAUCUCGAAAAAAGGUUGCUUCGUAUCUAGUGCAGUCACCUGUUAUUGACAGUACAUAUUUCGAUUGA
Messenger RNA from Leptopilina boulardi, 882 nucleotides. RefSeq names its product zinc finger BED domain-containing protein 4-like. The transcript is spliced from 4 exons. Gene Ontology annotation, molecular function: protein dimerization activity. Bases 1 to 882 code for a protein of 293 amino acids. The record is from RefSeq and is a predicted model, not a curated record. NCBI's taxonomy places the organism in Eukaryota, Metazoa, Arthropoda, Insecta, Hymenoptera, Figitidae.